AUUCUGCAUUACUGUUUGGUAGCAUCACGCUGCGGCAGAAAAUAACAUGCAGAGUUAAGUCAAUGUGCGGAUCCUUUCUUGCCGUCGAUUCUUCGCAUCGGUUGUCCGCAAUGGCAGCGAACAACUAUUUCGGAUUCGCCGCUGGAAAUGCACAGUAUGGUGCUGCUGGCACCUACCCAGCCACCGCCAGCCAGACAGGCUACACCAUGCAGCACGCCGCUGCAGCAGCAGCCACUCCCCAGCAGUUUGGUGCUCGUGCAGCUCCCACGUACAGUGCCUACGACACCCACAAUGCAGCUGCAGCCGCAGCUGCAACUGCAGCUGCCGCUGCCUUUCACUAUGCCCCAAGGCAGCAGGCCACAUAUGAGAAGAGCAGCCAGGGGGGCUACUACGGCCAGGGCCAAGUGAGCACGGCGUACGGCAACGCGGCUGCCACCACUGGCGCAGCCGAGAGCGUGAGCUCUAGCUACGCGGCCCAACCAACAGCCAAGAGCAGCUUUGCCUCGGCCUACAGGGCACCUCCCUCUGGUCCCAAGAGCAACACUGGCCAAGCACCACAGCAGCAGCAACAGCAGCAGCAAGGCAGCGGGGGCAGUGGUGCAUCUACUACCACAUAUCUCUAUCCUGGCUACUCAAGUUCCUAUGGAGGCGUGCAAAACUCUGGGUACCAUGGAAACCAGAACAGCAGUGGGGGUGGGGGUGGAGCCAAGAUGUCGUGGAACAGCGGCAACGUCAGCACUGGUGGCGGGGCUGGCGGUGGGGGUGGUGGUGCCAUGGGCUCUGGAGGGCCUGGGCCUUACAAGCGGCCUGGUCCCUUCCAGAACAAAAUCAACAAGCCCAAACCACCGCCAAAGCCCCCGCAGUUGCACUACUGUGAGGUGUGCAAGAUAUCGUGUGCAGGCCCCCAGACCUACAAGGAGCACUUGGAAGGUCAAAAGCACAAGAAAAAAGAGGCAGCGCUCAAGAGCAAUGGGACGGCAGGAACACCGCCACUGCCUCGAGGAGGCACAGCCCUGCGUUGCGAGCUCUGUGAUGUGACGUGCACAGGCUCGGAUGCCUAUGCUGCCCACAUUCGAGGUGCCAAGCACCAAAAGGUGGUAAAGCUGCACACAAAGUUGGGCAAGCCGAUUCCUUCAACAGAGCCUGUUGUGAUAGCCGCGACAGGCACCACCACCACAACAAAGCCAUCUACAACAGCCACCACCACCACCACUGCUUCGUCACAGGGUGCUGCGGACAGUGCUGCAAAGGCAGCUGUGGAAUCUGAAAGGGCUGCUGCAGCUGAGGACAGUUCUCUAGAUGCCCUCAAGGACGAUAAAGGCGCAGAGCCUGUUGGUCAGGACUACAUUGAGGAGAUGCGCAAUGACGAAGGCAAGGUGAUCAGCUUCCAGUGCAAGUUGUGCGAGUGCCGUUUCAAUGACCCCAAUGCCAAGGAAAUGCACAUGAAAGGUCGCCGGCAUCGCCUCCAGUAUAAGAAAAAAGUGAACCCUGACCUUGUCGUCGACAUAAAGCCAAGCCUUCGCCAACGGAAGUUGCAAGAGGAGCGCUUUCGACGACAGCUGAAGGAGGACUUCUGGAAACAUGAGGAGGAUCGGUGGAGAGCAGAGAUGAGGAUGGUGGAAGAAGAGGAGCGGCUCUACUGGGAGCGGCAGCGCUAUGAAGACGAAAUGGACCGCUGCCGCUUCUUUGGCCGAGGCCCAGGACCCAUGGGGCCCAUGCCGCCGUGGGGACCGCCCAUGAUGGGGCCCCCAGGACCCAUGGUAGGGUGGCCCCGCCACUGUCCUUGCCCACCCUUGCCGCCGCCGCCACCACCAAUAGGGUGGAGGCAUCGCUCCCGAGGUGGCAACAACCAGAUUGGCAACACCACACACCCAACGCGCGUGGGGGCCCAGUCUGGGCAGCCAAUGCCCCGCCGCCCAGACUCCGUGGAUGAUCGCCAUGUGAUGGCUAAGCACUCCAUGAUUUACCCGAAGGAGGAGGACCUCGGACAGGUUCAACGCAUGGUCACAAACACAGAGAAGGCUCUGAAGUUGGUUUCAGACUCCCUUGCCGAGGUAGUUGAGCCGAAGCCUGAGGCCGAAAAGCCAGCUGACGAUGCCAAGAAGACCGAAGAAGGGAAGAAGGAAGAGCAACCGCAGCGCCUGCUGAAGGGUGUCAUGCGUGUCGGCGUGUUGGCCAAGGGCCUUUUGCUGGCAGGAGACCUGACUGUGGGCCUGGUGGUCAUGUGUUCUGAGAAGCCUGGCCGCACUCUGCUUGCACGAGUGGCUGCUUUGCUGCCCAAGCAUCUUGCUACCGUUUCCCCUGAUGACAAGUAUGAGGUGCGGGCCAGCCCUCAGGACGCAGCUGUGUCAGUGACAAACAAUUCUGAUCCCAAGGUUACGGUUUGGGUAACCCUCACAUCGCCUGUUGUGCGGGAUGGAGAAGCCAGUAACGCCAGUGUAAAAGACCCGCCGGAUGUUCUGGACAGGCAGAAAUGCCUGGAUGCUCUAGCCGCCUUGCGCCAUGCCAAGUGGUUCCAGGCUAGGGCAAGUGGUCUGCAGUCAUGUGUCAUGGUCAUCCGAAUCCUGAGGGACCUCUGUAACCGUGUGCCCACUUGGAGCACUCUCAACUCUUGGGCCCUAGAGCUUCUGGUGGAGAAGGUACUGAGCAGUGCCAGCCAGCCAUUGGCACCCGGUGAUGCACUACGCCGUAUCCUGGAAGCUGUGGCCGGCGGCAUUCUGCUACCUGGGAGCCCUGGAUUGGUGGACCCGUGUGAACGAGAGCCUGUGGACGCCCUAGCUGGGCUCACUGACCAAGCCCGAGAGGACAUAACUGCUAGUGCGCAGCAUGCCCUGCGCCUGGUAGCCUUUCGCCAGAUUCACAAAGUUCUGGGCAUGGAUCCCCUGCCACCACCCAAAUUUGCCCGCAACCUGCUGAACCGCAAGCGCAGGCGUGAUGGCGAAGCUGCAGACCAUGAAGGUGCUGAUGGCAAGAAGGACAAGAAGGAUGAAGCGACACCAGUGGCGACAGGAGCAGCAGCAGCAGCUGGACCCAAAAGUGAAACACCAGCAGCCAAGGCCUGAUAGCGAACCAUCAGCAGCAGCAGUGGGCAGCUCCUUCCCGAGUAAAGGCAGCUCGGGGGUGGAGAGCGACCAUUGGUGCCCAAUUUGCACGUCACUAGCACAGUAUUUAACAACCCCCUGCCCAGGAAACCCCAUCACUGCUAGUGGAAUAAUGCCUGUAGCACUUUCUUAAGCCUUCCAUCUUUUUCUGGUGUCUUGUGUGCUCCUCUUCCCAGGACAGUGGGCAAAACUUUUGAACAGACAAGUGAGGCCAGCAGAACUGCCCAUUCCGACCUGCCUCCCCCAGCCCCUUCCCCUCCAUUUUUCCCUCCCUUCUUUCUUUGUCACCGAAAUAUUUUUGUUAGCACUUUCAAUUCUGUAGCUCUCAAAAUUGACAGCAGUGCUGUCCUCCUUUCCUCUUGAGUGUGCAAAUCUGCAGCGCAUCUGUUUUGUUCAUAUUGCUUUGCUUGACUUGUUUUCAUUGUGAUGGACGCUUUUCUCCCAUGAUUCCCAUUUCGCCUUUCAUUUGUGGCAGGUUUUGUUAUAAGGAGGAAAUUUAAAAAAAAAGCUGCCUUGACAGAAAAAUGUUUAGUCAAAAAAAAGAGAACAGAUUGUGGCCGGUUGAGUUUGGCAGUGAUGGAUGGUGUGUUGGACAAGUUUGUGCUGGGCACGAAUAAAGAUUUGCCGUUGUGGA
This is a messenger RNA of Dermacentor albipictus, 3735 nucleotides long. Its product is annotated as zinc finger RNA-binding protein-like. Gene Ontology annotation, molecular function: double-stranded RNA binding; single-stranded RNA binding; zinc ion binding. Gene Ontology annotation, cellular component: precatalytic spliceosome. The record is from RefSeq and is a predicted model, not a curated record. NCBI's taxonomy places the organism in Eukaryota, Metazoa, Arthropoda, Arachnida, Ixodida, Ixodidae.